AUGCGUUUCUCUGGAAUACUUAUAUCACUCAAUUUGUUGUGUCUCUCCAUUGGAUUUCCCUUGGAGCAGGGAAAUGAUUGCGAGCUUUUGGAGCAUGUUGAUACCGACGAUUCGUGGUCAAAUAUAUUUCAUAAUGUAAGGAGAUCUCUGGAAGAGGCCAUCAAACGGGCAUCAAAUAUGGAAAAGUGCACCUCCCAAGUCGAAUUUCUUCAGAGCUGUUUAGAUCGCGCCAAUAAGCUGAAUUCCCCAAAAGAACAAAUGCAGUACGUUAUGGAAUUCAUUGACUACCAAGAAAUGCAUUCCAAAAACGAACCAACACGCACAAAUACUUAUUUUGGAAAAAGUAUGAUACAUUUAUUCAAGAAAACUGUGGAUAAACUUACACAGCUGAGCAGAAAACUUAUUAAAGUGUCGGAAAAAAUUGAUCAGAGACUUGGCAAAACAAUUGACAAAAGUAAGAAAUUGCUUUUUGGCCAAGAAACAUGA
Molecule: messenger RNA, 486 nt
Organism: Drosophila teissieri
Lineage: Eukaryota; Metazoa; Arthropoda; Insecta; Diptera; Drosophilidae
Exons: 2
Coding region: 1-486 (161 amino acids)
Source: RefSeq, a predicted model, not a curated record